GUGGCGUGCCACUGACUGCAGGCUACAUACACACUGCAUGCCUGUGGCACAUCACCACACGGCGGUACUACUACUGUAAGCGGCUGUUAUCACGAGAGGGAGAUAUUGGAAGGAGGUAACGGAGAAUGCGAGAGCCAAAAGCCAACCACUGCUCAGUGCUCUGCAGCUAGAUCAAGCACUGUCUACAGUAACAGGCACAGCAGGGGAAAUCCAGCUUGGAAGCGUUGAGGGAGGAGGUGAAGGAAAUGGCGCAUCGAGGUACACUUUCACCCCGUUGGCAAGGGGCAACCUCUACUUCCUCUGCCCGGUCCAGGGGGGCUGAUGUACCUGAUGAGGAGAAGGAGAUUCUUGCAGACCCGGAGCGCUCGGGCCCGGUUCACGCCAUUCGGGCUCGAGCUCCAAGCAGCUACCGCUACAUCUUUCUCGCCACGCUUGAAGGGGUCUUGUCGGCUUCUUCUUUUCGUUCUGCACGCGCCGUCUCUGUGCCGAUAAUUAGCGCCUUCCCUCUCCACAACCCAGCCGAGGAGGCGUUGAUUUCAGCAUCAGCAUCAGCUUUCGCCGUUGCUGCAGCAGUGCGUUCCGGCGCCGCGCUAGCCCUGGGGACGCCUUUCUUUCUCUUGGCAGCACGGUGCGCUAUUCUGGCCCUGAGCCGCGUGAGGAUUCCAGCGGUGCAGAGGCUACAGCUACAGCAACCCAGGCUGGGAUUUCCCCUGCCCACGGGAGUGGACGAGAACGUUGCGGUGGACCUGUACAUAAUCGGCUUGGCGGCGGCGGUGUUGGGCGGGUGUGUACCGGCGCUCGAGAUGGCGGGAAUCUUGUUGGGGGUUUCUCUCAAGGGAAGGUCACCUGUGUGGGUCGUUUCGGCUUUCGUUGUGUUGAUUCCCGUGGUAUAUCUGGCCCUGGGCGCGUGGCUAAACCUCAGUUCACCAGGUGAAGGGUUCGUCGCCCGCACGAGGCCCACCACAGCGAUGUGGGGACUGUCCGCAGCGGGGCACGUUAUUCUGCUAGCCGGGUGCUUUUAUUCUCCGGACGUGUCGAGAACUUUGGGCUUUUUGCUUGGACUGGUGCACAUCGUGAGGACGCUGCUCCCCGCCUUCGCUUAUCCUGCGGGCUCGGGGGCUGCGGCGAGUGAAGAAGACGACAUGGGUGCAUCGGCGCACCUCUGAUUGUGUCGGGUUUUUCAUUGUAUUGAUGUGCUUGGUUGGUAACGCGGGAACCCUCGAGCGUGCUGGCUGAGGCGUUGGGAUGACAAGAAAAAGAAACUACUUAGACUAACGGGUGUAUGGUUGAACUUCUUUUGUUGCGGGAAGUUUGGGGAGGACACAACAGAGCGAUACAUCGCACACGUGUCAUAUUUAUCUGUUAUAUUCUAGGUCCAUGUUAUCCUUGGCCCUCACUUUGCGCAGAACUCUUCUACGACCACUGGUUUACCGAGCACUGCGCUUCGACUAAUGCUGUAUGUAAAUGCUCUGGUGCGGUUUCCAAGAGUUUAAAAUGUAGUAUGCUGCUGUAGCUUGGCUGAGUAGGACCAAGGGUAGACUACCUCUUCUUGUUCCCCUCCUAACUUGGGCAGGAGAAGGGGCCGGAGGAGGGUAAUCUUGAGAUGAAAGCAAACCACCAGCAUGUAGGGCAAAUGGAUCGACGUGUUGCGUGCAAUGUGUUCCAUUCCAAGUCGUGAGUGGUGUGUAGAUACUUGCACACGGUUCCACAUCGUAUUGGUUGCGCCUACAGCACGCAGUGACGAGCGAACUAACUGCACAUCCGAUUUCCAUUCUUCACUACUUACUGCAGUCGAUUUUUUCUUCACGCGUAGUAGUACUGACCGGAGACAGCAGCAGUAGGCAAAUAAGGCUUAUCUAUGUAUUGAUCUA
Molecule: messenger RNA, 1871 nt
Organism: Ectocarpus sp. CCAP 1310/34
Lineage: Eukaryota; Phaeophyceae; Ectocarpales; Ectocarpaceae
Source: the annotation of a GenBank genome assembly